Suncus etruscus (white-toothed pygmy shrew) is the source of this 2877-nucleotide messenger RNA. It is a transcript of the gene WNT3, whose product is annotated as Wnt family member 3. The transcript is spliced from 5 exons. Lineage: Eukaryota; Metazoa; Chordata; Mammalia; Eulipotyphla; Soricidae. Gene Ontology annotation, biological process: neuron differentiation; cell fate commitment; multicellular organism development. Gene Ontology annotation, molecular function: cytokine activity; frizzled binding. The record is from RefSeq and is a predicted model, not a curated record. The coding region runs from base 105 to 1172 and encodes 355 amino acids. Gene Ontology annotation, cellular component: extracellular region.
CCCAAAGUCAUUUCCCAUCUCGCGUGCACUUUGUUCCAACUAUUGGGGGCGUCGCUGCCCCUCUGGAUGGUCGCGGGCAAACUUCCACCCCGGCGCCGCUUCUAAUGGAGCCCCACCUGCUCGGGCCGCUCCUCGGCCUCCUGCUCGCCGGCACCCGGGUCCUCGCGGGAUACCCAAUUUGGUGGUCCCUGGCCCUGGGCCAGCAAUACACAUCACUGGGUUCACAGCCUCUGCUCUGCGGUUCCAUCCCCGGCCUGGUCCCCAAGCAGCUGCGUUUCUGCCGCAACUACAUCGAGAUCAUGCCCAGCGUGGCCGAGGGCGUGAAACUGGGCAUCCAGGAGUGCCAGCAUCAGUUCCGGGGCCGCCGCUGGAAUUGUACCACCAUAGAUGACAGCCUGGCCAUCUUUGGGCCCGUCCUGGACAAAGCCACUCGCGAAUCGGCCUUCGUGCACGCCAUCGCCUCUGCCGGUGUGGCCUUCGCCGUCACACGCUCCUGUGCGGAGGGCACCUCCACCAUCUGUGGCUGCGACUCGCAUCAUAAGGGCCCCCCGGGCGAGGGCUGGAAGUGGGGCGGCUGCAGUGAGGACGCCGACUUCGGGGUGUUGGUGUCUCGGGAGUUUGCAGAUGCCCGUGAGAACAGGCCUGACGCGCGCUCGGCCAUGAACAAACACAACAACGAGGCUGGACGCACAACCAUUCUGGACCACAUGCACCUCAAGUGCAAGUGCCACGGGCUGUCCGGCAGCUGCGAGGUGAAGACAUGUUGGUGGGCGCAGCCCGACUUCCGAGCCAUUGGCGACUUCCUCAAGGACAAGUACGACAGCGCGUCGGAGAUGGUGGUGGAGAAGCACCGGGAAUCUCGAGGCUGGGUGGAGACGCUCCGAGCCAAGUACGCGCUCUUCAAGCCACCCACCGAGCGGGACCUGGUCUACUACGAGAACUCGCCCAACUUCUGCGAGCCGAACCCUGAGACAGGCUCCUUCGGCACCAGGGACCGGACUUGCAAUGUCACGUCACACGGCAUUGAUGGCUGCGACCUGCUGUGCUGCGGCCGUGGCCACAACACACGGACGGAGAAGCGCAAGGAGAAGUGCCACUGCGUCUUCCACUGGUGCUGCUACGUCAGUUGUCAGGAGUGUAUUCGCGUCUAUGACGUGCACACCUGCAAGUAGGCGCCAGCGCACUGGGACCCGGCAGAAUCACUGAAGUCCUCUGGGAGCAGGUUCUGGAGCCGGGCCAGGGCCUCGGACUGCUGUGCUCAAGGCCGCUGACCUUUCAUCUGCUCUCAGCUGCUGGGGAUGGUGUUCGGUGUUUAAAGAAGGGGCUUUCCUUCUCCUUCUCGAGGGUCAGCUCAGCACAGGCCCAAGGCUUAUCUUUGCACGUGUGAAAGAAAAUAAAAACAAAGGACACAAAGUCUUCAGCAGAACAGGCUGGGAGAGUCCCCGUCUGGUGGGCAAGGCCUUGACCCAGGAGAGACCCCAUUUCCAAACUGCUUUCAAGGGGGACUCCCAGGGCCGACCCCUGCCGACACCCCCUAAGUGGUCUGUUACCUUCCAACCCCACAGGCUGACACCUUCUGACCAAAGCCAUAGGUCCAGCUAGGAGAGAGGCCCGAGGCCAUGGCCGGAGUAUGCAGUGGGACUCUAGGUGACCCUCUAGCUGUUUGAAGAGCAGCUGUAGGUCCUCCAUCUCCCCAUCUCUAACUUGUGCCAUGUGAAGUUCUCAGACCCUUAUCCAUCCGGUCCUGCCUCUUGUCUGCCUAUUCUGCACCUUUGGGUGGUGGGUGUUAUAAAUAAAUAGGUCAUGUCUGGAUUGGGGAGGCCCAAGCUUUCUCCAGCUCACGUGGCCCUCCCUCAAGGGAGAAGGGGUUGGUCAGCAUUCCCCCCUGCCCUUUCCCCCAGCCACCAGCCCUAUAGAUUCUGCAGAACCAGGCAGGGGCAGCUGGACCCCAGCGUGUGACACUGUGAGGCCUGCAGCUCCAACUCAGGGGAUGUUUAGGGGACGGGGAAGUGACAGUCCCUUUCUAAGUAGAAAGAAUCCCAGAGUUCUUCCACCUUCAUCUCCAGCCCUGUGUCUCUGUGCUGGGGCAGGGCAGGGCAGGGGAGGUACCAGCAUCUCAAAACUCUGAUCUAGAGAGUUUUAGGAAUCUGGUAUAUGGAGGCAGAUGGGCCUGAAGGCUUGGUCAGACCCCCAGCUCUCUCUUAAGGAGAUGCAGGAGAGGAGAGACAACCAGAGGGAUGGAAUAAACCUAUUUCCUCCUCCUUUUUCCACCUUCUUCUCUCUUUAGUCUGCCUAACACUGACCCCUGAAACCAGGUUCAGCCACCUGCCUUCCUACCUGCCCAGGCUGGCUUUGGCAAAAUGGCCCAGGAUCCAGGCCUGCCCCACUCUGAACCUCUGGCAUCAAAUCCUAUACUGAGACUUCCGGUGCCCUUCCCAUCUGAACUGCCCCCUCAUCUCACCAGACCCAAGUUUUCAAUCAUGUCAACUGGCUAAUGCUUGCUUCUGUGAGAAUUACUUCAGCAGCGUGGAUACAAAUUUUCAAAAAAAAAGUCUUUUCAUAUUCUAUGUAUUCUAUAUUAAAAGUGAUAAAGUCAUGUUUCUGGGGCGUAUUCAAGUAGCUGACAAGUAAUUAUUUAAUAAUAGUCCAUUGAGUGCAUUGUAAUGAUUCUUGCCGUAGUCAGGUAAUAGUAUUCAACAGAAAUUUCCUACCGACCUGCUGUAUCCAAAGGUUUGUAAAAAGCUGUAGAAGUUGUUGAUCUUUUUGAUUUUAUAUUCAAAAAGUCUCUUUUUAUAAAUAUUAUUUAUUAUACAAUGUAUAUACCUUUGAGUUAACUAAGAUUAUAUAUUAUAUAAAUAUAUAUAUAUUUGGAGAAAA